Messenger RNA from Manihot esculenta (cassava), 729 nucleotides. RefSeq lists its product as uncharacterized. The record is from RefSeq and is a predicted model, not a curated record. The transcript has a single exon. Bases 122 to 685 code for a protein of 187 amino acids. Lineage: Eukaryota; Viridiplantae; Streptophyta; Magnoliopsida; Malpighiales; Euphorbiaceae. Gene Ontology annotation, molecular function: enzyme inhibitor activity.
AGAAAUCGCAACAACCUACCAAAAUUAGGCAUCUUGAUUCUCCUAUAUAAAAAAAAAUAAUAAUAAAUUCCGUCACUACCAAAUCCCAAAAUCAUCAAACUCCCAGUAACCCAAAACCCUAAUGGAUUCUCAUCACUUCCUCUUCAUCUCCGCAGCAAUUUUCUUAUCUCUCACCCUUAAUUUCCCAUCCAAAUCAGACGCAACAGCGGAACUUUCCAAGCAUCCAAACAAGCUACUGAUACAAGUCUGCAAUCAAAGUGCUGAAUAUGGAUUCUGCAUGCAUCUCAUGAGAACGAAGCCCCGAAUACUAUCAGCAAAAAGCAUCAGGACAGUCGCCAACUUUGCCCUGGCAAUAACAAGGAAGCGAUCGAUCAUUACGAGGAAUCUUUUCAACAGGUUGUCGACCGUAGCCAAGAAUCCUGGAACUAGAGAAGCGUUCAAGGAGUGUGGAGAUUACUUGAAUGGAACUGUCGCAAUGCUUAAUCUUAAUGGGCUCGAAGGUGGAACGGCAUCGUUGGAUGUUCAUUACGCUCUUGAUAAUGUUGAGUACUGUGUGAAUGUUUUGAGAGAUGCUAAGGUUGUCAGUCCGAAGAUUUCUGGCGCCAUUGAUGACUGGAAGAAGUAUUAUCAUGUUGCUUAUGCUACUGUAUUAAUUCUAGAAGAUGAAACUCCUGCAGGAGCUUAAUUAAUUAAUAUCAUUAUGAUAUAAUUAAGUUUCGUUUUGGGUUA